Molecule: messenger RNA, 2496 nt
Organism: Baudoinia panamericana UAMH 10762
Lineage: Eukaryota; Fungi; Ascomycota; Dothideomycetes; Mycosphaerellales; Teratosphaeriaceae
Exons: 2
Coding region: 1-2496 (831 amino acids)
Biological process (GO): DNA-templated transcription; positive regulation of transcription from RNA polymerase II promoter by galactose
Cellular component (GO): nucleus
Molecular function (GO): DNA-binding transcription factor activity, RNA polymerase II-specific; RNA polymerase II cis-regulatory region sequence-specific DNA binding; zinc ion binding
Source: RefSeq, a predicted model, not a curated record
AUGCAGAUGGAUCCGAACGAAGCAUACCAAACACUCGCCUCAUUAGCGAGCAACCAGCUGCAGCCACACGAAGAGUCGCCGUCAUCAAGCUUCGGCGGGCAGCAGAGCGGUGGCGGUGGUGGGGGGAAAAGAAAGGCCAACGAUGACCCUAAUCAACCGCAGCAACGCUCGAAGCGCAACCGCUACAUCUCGAUUGCCUGCAAUGAGUGCAAGCGGCGGAAGAUCAAAUGCAAUGGGCAAACACCCUGCCAACGCUGCGGCAAUCUGCAACUCGAGUGUAUCUACGCGCCCAACUGCUGCAAUGGAUUCCGCGACACCCAGGAAUACCGCGAGAUGGCCGGCAUCAUCGUGGCGCUGCAGGAGCAGGUCAACAUGUUAUAUGCCGACCUGAGCAGUCUUCGUGCGCAACUCGGACAGGCUCCGCCGCCGCCUUUACAGCAGGCCCCACAACCACCACCACAGCCGGCACCGAUCCAGCAUACUCCGCAACCACAGCAGCAGUCGAACGCUGCCAUCGACCCGUCAUUGCAGUCUUCCGCCUUCAGCCCGCCUGCUAGAGGUGGGUUGACCAUAGCACAAGCGGUGGCCGGAGCACCCGUUGCCAGUAUGUCGACUCCAACGGCCCGUCCACACAGCAGACAGCAAUCGUUUCGUGGACCUACUAGCGCAGAAUUCAACUUCGAUGUUGCUAAGAGCAGCUUGCAGACCAUGGGCAUCACGGAUCGGAACGGGGAAGGCAGCGGCAGCGGCAAUCAGACCGCUGAUCCAUCUCCCAUGGGCUCACCACGCGCUCGCACCAAUGCCAACCAAUUCCUGACCGCAUACCAUGCGAGCAAAGACCCUCUCUGGAGCAUUACGCAGGAAGAGGCUAUGCGACUGUGUAAUGUGUAUGAGGACGAGAUGGGACUGAUGUACCCUGUGCUUGACAUUACGAAGGUCGUGACGCACGCGACCAAGCUCUACCGGUUCAUGGACGCUGCGCAUCGGACAGGGCUGAUGCAGCAAGGCAUGCCGGGUGCGGAUGCAAUUGAGGAUGAUGAUACGAAUGUGCUCAAAAUGGUGCUUGCGAAUGGCCUGACGGUUGAAGCGUCCGGAAGGAGCGAUACCGGUAAACGGUUGUUCGAAUAUGUGCAGCCGGCCACAGAGAAUUUAUUGCUUGGCAGUGUGGGUGUCAAAGGCAUCCGACUGUUGAUACUGACUGCAAUGUACCAGUUCCUUAGCGAUAACGAAGGUACCUCCUGGCGCAUCAUCGGCGUCGCAGCACGUCUUUGCAUCGAGCUUGGCCUCCACCGCCGCGAGACUUACGAAGCAAUGCAAGACGAGUCCGAACGCGCCGAAACCACCCUGCUCUUCUGGUCCAUCUAUGUCCUCGAUCGCCGCUGGAGCUUCGGCACUGGCAUGCCCUUUGCUUUGCAAGACGCAGACAUAGACCCGCAUUUGCCUAAGCCCGAAGAUCGCUCACCUUACCUCAUGGCCAUGAUUGGCUACAGCGCAAUUGGCAGUAAGGUCUGGCGUGCUGUCGCCGCAACGUCGGCGCCCGGAGCCGGCACUGGGAUCAAUGCGGAGGAUAUGAACUAUCUCGACUAUCAAGUCAUCCAAUGGCACCGCCAGAUCCCCGUACAUCUCCGCUUCGAGCAUCCCUCCCAAGUCGGCAGACUGUCAACACCCAUCGGUCCCGCUGCAUCGCGCGCAGCGAAUCGCCUACGCAUCUUGCUUUAUCUGCGUGCAAAUCAGAUGCGCAUCCUCAUCUACCGUCCUGUCCUCCACUCUGCCACGUCCAUCAUGCAGCACCGCGAGCAAGCGCAAACAGUUGUUGACGUAGCCAAGGACACUGUUCGCGUUCUUACGCACAUCAACCAGACCUCUGACCUGUAUCGCUCGUCGCAGGUUAUGUUCAACGCCUUCCUCACCUCCGCAUUGGCGGUGCUGUUUCUAGCGGUCAGCCAUACACCGGCUCUCUUCGCCGAAAACGUGAGGGAAGAGUUCUAUAUGGCCCUUGAUCUCGUGCGAGGCUUCAGUAAAGGCUCUUGGAUUGGCAAACGCCUAUGGAAGACUAUCCGUGUCCUUAAAGAAGUCGGGCCAAAACUCGGGCUCCCGAUUAAAGAUACCGGCGCCGGCGCGCACAAACAACCACAACAGCACCUCCGCCAGGACUCUACGACACAAUCACACCAGAAGCUGGAAGAACUGGAUAUGGAUCCCAGCCGUUCUGCCGCGGUCGCUAUGGCCGGGUUGGCGGGCCACAAUGUCGACGAGUUCGCAUUGUUCGGUAAUGGCAACAACGGCACGGCUACGGCGCAGCAAUGGGCUACGGCGCAGGGCACGGGAUCGAGUACGAGUCCGGAUGGGAUGGCGAAUGAUCUCACUAGCUUGUUCGAGGCCGUGGGCGGGUAUCAGGGUUAUGACGGUAUGGGCGUGCAGAACGGUGGGUUCGGGAACAUUGGGGAGAUGGGUGGAGAGGAGGGCUUGAGUGGGAUAUUCAAGGAGUUGUUCUGA